UCCUGGGAAGACGAAGCCCUACCCGUUCUUGCACCGUCCAAUCUCCAAUUCAAUCCAGCAAUGACGACGAGAAGAUCCGCAGCAGCAGCAGCAGGAGGAGGAGGAGAAAACGCCCGAUGCCCGGCGCUGCAGCUCGUGAUGGAAAAGGGUCCGCUCGAGGGCCAGAUCAGCGGCUACAAUCCCGGAACCGUGGUCAAGAUCGGCCGGAUUGCUCGAGGCAACACGCUGGCGAUCAAGGACGCCGGCGUAUCCUCCAAACACCUCCUCAUCCAGGUCGAACCCGCACCGGAUGGAGGACGCCAUUGCUGGACUGUAACUGACUUAGGGUCUUCCAACGGGACAUUACUGAACGGCGAACAGCUGGAGGAGUCGGAGCCUGCCGUUCUCGCGGACGGCGACGUCGUAAAACUGGGUGAGUUGACUUCGAUUAGAGUUAAAUUCGAACCGAUUGUGGACGAGAGUAGGUCUAAUUCUAGAAAUGUGAGGAGGAACGCGAAGCGUGGGAAGGGUGCGGCUGCGGAAUUGGGGAUAAUUGAUGAGAACUCUGAGUUAGGGUUAGGGGAAGAUAAUUACGCAGAAAAUGUAACUAAUUUGGUUCCUGAAUCCAUAAACGAAAAGGAAAAGUGCCUGGGAGGAACCAAGGAUGAAAAAUUGGGGACUGUAGUUAACGAAAAUGUGGGAGGAAGAACGACACGGGGAUCUGCAGCUGCUAAAUUAAGGAAUCUCGACAAAGUUCAUGUGAAAGUUGAGAGUGUGGAGAUUGUAAGCACUAGGAGGACUAGAAGUUCAAGGAAGGAAGAAAAUUCGAGGAGUUUGAUGAAUAAGGUCGAUGAAGGUAAUGAAAAUUUGAGGAGUUUGAUGAAUGACGUUAAUGAAGGUAAAGAAGAUUCUGAAGCUGAGGUGAUUCGAGGAAGGAAUGCGAAACAUAGAGGGACUAGAAGUUGUAAGAACAAUUUGGGUAUGUCUGAGGAUUCGAAUGCAGAGGAGGACAAAGAUUCCGGGCAGAAUGAGCUUGAUGAAGAUAAUGAAAUAUCUGCUGCCAUGGCAGAGAUAGAGGUAGAGCAAGGGAGGAAUAUGAGGAGUUCGAAGAAUGAGGCGAAAGGCGUGCAAAUAGCGAGCAUGAGGAGUACAAGGAGUUCGAGAAAGGAAGUAAGUGUAAGCAAAGUUGGAAUCGAUUCGAGUGUUAUUGAUGGUAAAAUGACGAGGAAGGGUCCGAGAGGGAGAAAGAAGCUGCCUCCCCGAAUCCCCGAGGAGAAAGAAGAACUGAAUUUGGAGAAUCCGAAAGGUGAAGAAGAGGAAAGGGAAACCGAAGCUGAUGGUGUUUCGGGAUUGCCUAGCUCAUCUGGGGUCGAGAAAGAUGUCAAUGGCGUUGGGAAGGGGGAAGUUUCACUUCCGGAUUUGGAGACGAUGACAAUGGGGGAGUGGUUUGAUUUUCUUGAAUGGUUUCUCCCUAAGCAGAUUAUCGAUGAAACGGAGGCCAUGAUUUCUGAGUUGAAGCGGAAGGCGGAAAGAUUGCAUAAGUAUAAGAUGGACAAGAAGAAAUGCUAAAGGCACGAUAAGAG
Andrographis paniculata is the source of this 1562-nucleotide messenger RNA. RefSeq names its product FHA domain-containing protein At4g14490. The record is from RefSeq and is a predicted model, not a curated record. Lineage: Eukaryota; Viridiplantae; Streptophyta; Magnoliopsida; Lamiales; Acanthaceae. Gene Ontology annotation, molecular function: protein binding; mRNA binding. The transcript has a single exon. Bases 61 to 1548 code for a protein of 495 amino acids.